Adineta steineri is the source of this 1013-nucleotide messenger RNA. The record is from the annotation of a GenBank genome assembly. NCBI's taxonomy places the organism in Eukaryota, Metazoa, Rotifera, Eurotatoria, Adinetida, Adinetidae.
UUUCAUAAACAAUAUCAUUAUUCAUAUUUCAUUUCUUCUUCUUUGAUUCAGCACCAGCAUCAUUUGCACAAGCUCGCAUUUGGCUUGAUGAACGCAUUCGAUUCGAUCCAGACAAACCUCCAAUAGCCAUCUAUAAUAUGCCUUUUGUUUAUCGUCUGCAACCAGGCCAUACUUUAUCAAUUAAACAACUUCAUCAUGCUCUUCAUCUCACUGUUGACAAACAUCCCUCACUUCAUACAUCACUUCAUUUUGACAUCCAAAAAAAUAUACUUAUGCAACGAGUUAUUACUCAUGAAGAUAAAAGUAAUAAUAAUAUGUUUUCAAUCAUCGAAACUAUUUAUGAAACAGACGAAGAACUUAAUGAGAUUUUACACGAUGAGAAACGUAAUCCUCAUCUUUUUGAUCUUGCUCAAGGUCUUGUCUUUCAAUGCCAUAUUGUUUAUUACAAACAAAUCUCUUCAAAUCAUCUUCUUUCUCACAAAGAUCUACUUAUUUUCAACUUUCAUCAUGCUCUAUUUGAUUUUCCAUCAAUGAACAUAUUUCUUCAUGAUCUGAAUGAAGCAUAUACAACAGGUCAAUUAUUAUAUAAUGACAACACUAAUCUCCGUUAUCUCGAUUAUGCUAUUAUUGAACAACAAAUGUCAAUGACUGGUGCAACUAUGUUUUGGCUUGAUGUUCUUCAUGAUUGUAAACUUGAUCAACCUCUAUCAUUACCAUUUGAUCGAUAUCGUCUUUCCAAUGAAUUUCGAACUGGUCGUGGAACAUCUAUUUCAUUUGAUUUUGGUCAAGAUCUUUCACAUGAUUUUCUUAUUCAUGCAUCAUCAAAUAACAUAUCAAUUCAACAUCUCACAUUUGCUAUUUAUUUCAUCUUUCUAUUUAAAUCAACUAAUGGACAAGCAGAUCUAUGUCUGGCUCUAAACAUCAAUAAUAAUCGAUAUAGAGACGAACUCAAAUCAAUCAUUGGACUGUUUGAGAAUGUCAUUCCAUUACGAUGUCAAUUAGAUCCUCAUUUG